Molecule: messenger RNA, 249 nt
Organism: Blepharisma stoltei
Lineage: Eukaryota; Ciliophora; Heterotrichea; Heterotrichida; Blepharismidae
Source: the annotation of a GenBank genome assembly
AUGGUCGAUCAAGCUCGGGUAGCUGAAGUAACUAAAGGCAUCUUCACUUUUGCUGAUACUGAUGGAUCAGGUGCUCUUGAUAGAGAAGAGUUCAAGACUGCACUUGGCAAAAUGAUUGCUGAGCAUGGGAUGAGUCCCCUUACUGACGAACAGUUCGACCAAGAAUUUACAGGACUUGAUGUCGAUGGAAAUGGGCUUAUUGAUGAAAAUGAGCUUCAAGCACUGGUUGCUAGGCUCUUAUCAGCUUAA